Molecule: messenger RNA, 609 nt
Organism: Stylonychia lemnae
Lineage: Eukaryota; Ciliophora; Spirotrichea; Sporadotrichida; Oxytrichidae
Source: the annotation of a GenBank genome assembly
AUGAAAAUUGGUGAGCUGAGGUGCUUAUUUUUAAAAUGCUACAAAAAGGGAAGGACACCUUUUAUGUCAGUAGGCCCUUAAUGGUAAUUCACAAUAGGUCUUUUCGUCUUUGCUAUCCUGGCAGCUACUUACUUUAUAUUCAUGAUAAAUGUCUUAAAAAAUUUAGACUACAGAUUUAAAGUUGUUCAUUUUCUACUCAUAAUAAUAAAUGUCUUCGCCCUAAUUCUUGGGGUGUUUUAAAAUCCUGGAGUACCCUAGUCAGUCUUCGACUACAAAUUAAAGAAGUAACUAGGAAAGAACGAUUAAAAGACUGAUAAUGAAGAGGAUGAAGAAAGACAGUCAUUAAAUCAGAGAGAUAGUUCCUAAAUAAAAAGAAAUACAUCUCGAAAUGCAUUUUGUGAGCCUUGCAAUUUAUAAAAAGACCAAACUGUUUACCACUGCAGUGAUUGCGAUGUAUGUAUCAAAGAUCUUGACCAUCACUGCAUGUUUUUUAGCAAAUGUAUUGGCAAAGGCAAUGUUUAUAUGUUUUAUACCUCCAUUAUACUCCUCUUUGUUGUGUUUACAUACUUUGGAGUAAUGGUAGUUGUAGAUGCAGUCUACAAAAAAUGA